AUGGCAUCGCAACAGCCGAACAAGUACAUUGAGCUCGAAUUCCUCAAUGCUAUAUACCCAGUGCAGCAGAUGGAAGCGUCUCACCGAAAGAGGGUGCGGAAGCAUGUCAUGAAUCGAUAUUGGCAGACGCGGAAAAUUCACGCCCGUCCAUUUACUCUUUCUGAAGAUCGCCAAUUGCGCCUCCUUCAAACAUCCCCUAGGUGCGUGUGCCACGGACUCGGAUCCACUGAGAACAGAGAAGCCAGGAAAUCCUGUCGACUGUGUGGGGGAGGCCUUUCUUUGCGCAGUAUUGAAAGCGGAGAUAUCCUCGCGACAGGCUUGGGGAUGGUGACAGAGAUCCGUUCUCAAGUCUCCCUGUCUCAACAGGGCAAGAUAGUGGCAUGCUUCAGAUGCUUCUUCGUCAUUGCCGCUACAAGUGAUAAAGCCUUGGCCAGUAUAAUGUUUGUGAGCGGAAGUGAUUUUCGUAGUCUUUACACAAGUACACCACCACGCUUCCGCCUGUGUCCUAGUCCACUCAAAUUCGCUUGGAAGACUCGAACUCUCUCCUCAUCGAGAGGUGAAGCUGAACCUUGGUCUUUAAGAGGUGCUCUUAGCGAUAAAUUCUUAGAAGAAGUGAAGGAGAUCAGGGAUCUAGUGCAGCUCAAGGAGUCAUGUAGGGGUCAGAUUGUCCCCCUUGCUAUGGUAGGCCAUUUUGACCAGCAGCGAGGAUGGAUUGCAUGUUGCCUGAUCGAGCUGAUUGCCGAGGCCUCUCGUGCUCCCAGCGGGGCGUACGAACAAUGCUGUUGUCUGGCCGCCUACGUAUAUCACCAGAUGCACUUUAAACCGUACACCUUCUUGACGGGCGUGCAAAGCUUGUUACUCGGCAAACUAAAACAGCCGUUACGCACAACGGAUCUUGGUACUUGCUGGGGAGACGACAUCGAGCUUCUGUUGUGGGUUUUGGUUACUGCGGCAGCUGUUGAGGGCGGUGCAAGAGUUUGGUUUGUGGACUUGUUUAAGCGUGUCCGGAAGAUAUUUAUUCCCAAGCCUGGACUCAAUCGGAUGAAGCACAUCUUGAGGCGGUUUUUGUGGAAUGAGAGGACUUCCGGUCGGGAUUGUGAUAAGAUCUACAAAGAGAUUGUGAGCUCGGCAUUUCAAGGAGAAGCGUACGAGAUGAAAUUCGAGUUAGGCGUAGACCAUGAGGUUGUUGUGAGGUGA
Messenger RNA from Hyaloscypha bicolor E, 1197 nucleotides. RefSeq lists its product as uncharacterized. Lineage: Eukaryota; Fungi; Ascomycota; Leotiomycetes; Helotiales; Hyaloscyphaceae. The coding region runs from base 1 to 1197 and encodes 398 amino acids. The record is from RefSeq and is a predicted model, not a curated record. The transcript has 4 exons.